This is a messenger RNA of Cucurbita pepo subsp. pepo (vegetable marrow), 1384 nucleotides long. NCBI's taxonomy places the organism in Eukaryota, Viridiplantae, Streptophyta, Magnoliopsida, Cucurbitales, Cucurbitaceae. The record is from RefSeq and is a predicted model, not a curated record.
UCGUGGCGACUGAACAUGGACGAGUUCUGCUUGCCUGCUACAAACAAGAGAUCUUAUCAUGGCGUUGUUUAUUACUGGAAGUCAUGGAGUAAGCUUUACAAAUGCAAAUUUUAUCAAUUUCUAGUUCUUGAAUAAGUAGUUCUUCUAUUGUUGAGAACCUUGAGUUUAGGAGGUGAAACUAAUGAGCGUUUAUAUCUUGGUGCUAGAGAGACAGAGAAAGGUUGCUACGUACUAUGAAAGGCAGAAAAGUCUUCUAAAAGGAUUCAAUGAGGUUGACUCCUACAAUGAACUGGGUAUUGUACCUGGACCUUUAACCGAGGAUGAAAAGAAGCAAGAGGCGUACCGUGAGAGACUGGCAAUAUAUGCAUCCAACAUAGCUAACAUGGUGAUCUUCGUUGCGAAAGUAUAUGCUUCAGUUGAGAGCAGAUCACUUGCAGUUAUAGCUUCAACACUAGAUUCCCUGUUGGAUCUUUUAUCAGGGUUUAUAUUAUGGUUUACAGCUAAUGCUAUGAGAAAGCCAAAUCAGUAUCGUUAUCCUAUCGGAAAGAAUCGAAUGCAACCAGUGGGAAUCGUCGUGUUUGCAUCCGUCAUGGCAACUCUUGGAAUACAAAUAUUACUUGAAUCAGCUCGAGAACUUAUUUCCAAGGCUCAACCAGAUAGAGAUCCAGAUAAAGUACGAUGGAUGGUCGGAAUAAUGGCAUCUGUGACAGUAGUGAAACUAUGCCUCACAGUAUACUGUCGCAGAUUCAAAAAUGAAAUUAUAAGAGCCUAUGCCCAGGACCAUUUCUUUGAUGUAAUUACAAAUACAAUUGGACUUGCGACUGCCCUUUUGGCUAUUAGAUUCUACUGGUGGCUUGAUCCCCUUGGGGCUAUCCUAAUAGCAUUGUACACAAUCAGCAACUGGUCAAAGACAGUAAUGGAAAAUGUAUGGUCGCUAAUAGGGAGGACUGCCCCGCCAGACUACUUGGCUAAGCUAACAUAUCUAGUCUGGAAUCAUCAUGAGGAAAUCAAAAACAUAGAUACAGUGAGAGCAUAUACCUUUGGAUGCAACUAUUUUGUGGAGGUGGACAUAGUGUUGCCUGGGGAAACGUCUCUUAGUCAAGCCCAUGACAUUGGAGAAACACUCCAAGAUAAACUUGAACAGCUUGAUGAGGUUGAUAGAGCUUUUGUUCAUGUGGAUCAUGAGUUCACUCAUAAGCCAGAGCACAAGCCUAAAGAUUCAUAGAAUGGUGAAUAACCAAUAUGUAUGUUGUAUGAAUUCCUGAAAGAGUGGUUUGAAUUGUGGUUCGCUGACUAUUCAAUUGUUUGAACUAUACAUAUGCUGUACACAAUUUUCAGAUUUCCAAUAAAAUGAAUCUGCCCUAUAAGGAUUAGCAUUUUUAAA